Molecule: messenger RNA, 411 nt
Organism: Prunus avium (sweet cherry)
Lineage: Eukaryota; Viridiplantae; Streptophyta; Magnoliopsida; Rosales; Rosaceae
Source: RefSeq, a predicted model, not a curated record
GCAAACUCCUUCUCACAGUGAGUUUAUGUUUUCGCAUACUUGCUAUAUGAUAUCGGUUGGGGUCAUCUCCGGGAGUUAAGAAUUUGGCAUAGCUGAGAUUCUAAGCGGCAGUUAUCAAAUAUGGCGUCGUCGUUCCGAGCAUUCUUGAACAGUCCAGUUGGUCCAAAAACAACUCACUUUUGGGGACCUGUUGCAAACUGGGGCUUCGUUGCCGCUGGAUUGGCGGAUAUGAACAAACCUCCAGAAAUGAUUUCUGGCAACAUGACAGCAGCAAUGUGCGUUUAUUCUGCAUUGUUUAUGAGAUUCGCAUGGAUGGUACAGCCUCGCAACUAUCUACUUUUGGCAUGCCAUGUCUCAAAUGAGACUGUCCAACUCUAUCAACUUUCUCGCUGGGCAAGGGGUCAGGGGUGA